AUGAUUUGCUCCUCAUUUGUUUCCUCCUGUUUCCCAUGCCUCUCCUCCUCCCACUUCCUCUCCAUCCCCGUCCUUCCCUCUAUCCAGCUAUCUCCUCUCCUCACUGCUGUUGCUCCAGACAGCCACGAGUUCAACUGGGAGACUAUGGACAUGUCACACACGGUCAACCACCUGUCCUUUGGUCCCUUCCUCUCCGAGACAGAUUGGUUGGUCCUUCCACCCCACAUCGCCCACUCAGUCGGCUCUCUGGAUGACAAGGAGUUUACAUCCGACCAGCACAUCCCUACCACCCACGAGCACUACAUCAAGGUAGUGAAGCACGAGGUGACGCCUCCUUCCUCAUGGAGGAUCCCUCCUGUCACCAGCUACGGGUGA
Molecule: messenger RNA, 375 nt
Organism: Guillardia theta CCMP2712
Lineage: Eukaryota; Cryptophyceae; Pyrenomonadales; Geminigeraceae
Exons: 4
Coding region: 1-375 (124 amino acids)
Source: RefSeq, a predicted model, not a curated record